UAAUUAAUAUUCACGAAGUAGGGUUCUUGUCGCAGCUGAGAGAGCGUGGAAAUGGCAGCGGGUGGAUCGUACAGUAUAGUGGAGUAUUUCGGGGGAGAUGGCGGCCACCGCUGCGGUUACUGUAAACACGAAAACGGCAAUUUCUCACACGGCAUGUGGUCCCAUACUAUGACAGUGCAGGACUACCAGGAUCUCAUCGACAGAGGCUGGAGAAGAAGUGGCAAAUAUGUUUACAAGCCUACUAUGAAUAAGACAUGCUGCCCACAGUACACCAUCAGGUGCCAUGCUUUAAACUUCCAUCCGUCGAAGACUCACAAAAAGACCUUGAAGAAGGUGAACAGGUUCCUCUCCAGAGGAGAGAUGCCAGUAGAGAGGCAUGAUGAGGGACAUGAAGGUUUGUUAGAAGAUAUCAAAGGUCGUCUAAAGCCCUUCUCUUCCAUACUUCAGAGGACAGUGGCUAUAGCUGCAGGAAAAACCCAGUCGUUUUUGUCAGAUUCUUUAGGAGAGAUCAUGGACUCUGCGCAUGAAGAGGGUGUUCAACCUCCUCGUCAAGAUCCUCUGAAAAUAGACCAUAGUGAAGUACAGGACAUCAGCACCAGCCCAGACACAGACACCACCAACUCAGCUGCACCAACAACGCCCAGAGAAGACGCAGCGCCCGCCCCAGAAGAGAAAACUCCUACUGUUACACCCAAACCAGGUAAGGGAGCCGAUCCCAGCAGGCCUCUGGGUCGGAAAGCUAAGGACAUCAGGAAAGAGAGACGACUUCAAAAGGAGCAACAGAAACAGCAAGAAGCAGAGUCUUCCUCUGUGAACCCCGUCCCAUCCAAAUCUUCAUCUAAUCAGCCCAAGUCACUGGAGGAGUUCAUAACGGAGUCCUUACCCAAUGACCCUCUGCACCGUUUAGAGGUGAGGCUAGUGCCAGUCAGUUUUGAGGACCCGGACUUCCUGGCAUCGUAUGAGCAGUCAGCAGCACUGUACGCCCGCUACCAGAUGACCGUUCACGGCGAUGCUCCGUACGAGUGCGGGGAGAGCGAGUUCAAGAGGUUCCUCUGUGACUCUCCUUUAGAGGCUGAGAUGGCUCCUGAUGGUCCUGAAGUGGGCUACGGCUCGUUUCAUCAGCAGUACUGGUUGGAUGGCAGAAUAGUAGCCGUAGGAGUUCUGGACAUCCUGCCCUCCUGUGUGUCGUCUGUGUACCUCUACUAUCACCCCGACUUCUCCUCGCUCUCACUGGGCACCUACUCUGCUCUCAGGGAGAUUGCCUUCACCAGGCAGUUGCAGCAGCAGUCGCCCAAACUUGCCUACUACUAUCUGGGUUUCUACGUCCAUUCGUGUCCCAAGAUGCGCUAUAAGGGUCAGUACCAGCCUUCAGACCUCCUGUGCCCUGAAACCUACACUUGGGUGUCCAUCGAGAGAUGCAUCCCCCGCCUUGAGAUCUCUGCCUACUCUCGUCUCAGUGAGAACGCCCAUGAAGGUGAUGCAUGUGCGCUGAAGGAACUGGGCAGGGUGUUAGUGCUCCACAGGAGGACAGUGAUGCCCUAUGCGGCCUACGCCCGUAAGCGGAAGGGUUCGAACGACGAGAAAGAAGUGGAGCAGUAUGCCAGUCUGUUGGGCCAGACGUGUGCAGAGAGAAUCCUGCUCUACAGAGCCUAGAAGUCCCUUCAUAUGUCUCUGUCCUUCAAAACAUAAAAGUGUUUGUCCUCUUGUACGCUUGUCUGCUUAUUGGCUUCCUGGUUGUUUGUCUUUUUCCUCUUCCAGAAGUCUUUUCCCCAUCUGUGUGUACAGUUUUGUUCUUUGUUUUUGUUAUGCUGUGCUGUGUCGUAAUCUCUUUGAACUCUACUUUUAGAUUUUCUGGCCAGCAGCGCUUUGUAAUAAUCACACUCGCACACAUGCAACACGCAGCCACGCACAUGUUGUCUCAUAGUGUAUCCCAAAAUAUUACCCAUUUACAAGUCACCAAUCACAUCUUAUCUAGCCAUAUAACAAGAAACGAUGUGCGUUAGGGCAAACUCUCAUUCUGAAUCUGUUUGGUUGGGUAUUUCUAGACUGUCGUGACCCUGAAACUUUUGGCCUUUGGUGACAUAGAUAACCAUUUUCCCACAGUCUUAAAUGUUCCCGAUAUUCAUGUUCUUCUAAAGUGACUAAUACUAUCCAAAGCGGGUGCUAUGAUGUUGAAAGACUUGUUACUGGCUUUGCUGGAGGGUUGAAUCAAUCCAUAUUCCUGUGGAACAGAUUUUUCUUUUCUCACUUUGUCUUUCGGGUUAUAAUAAGUAAUAGCUUGAGUGCUUUUAUUUUAAUAAUAAUGUUUUCUUUCAAACAAAAUAAAAAAAUAUAUAUGA
Cyprinus carpio (common carp) is the source of this 2339-nucleotide messenger RNA. RefSeq names its product arginyl-tRNA--protein transferase 1-like. The transcript is spliced from 13 exons. Gene Ontology annotation, molecular function: arginyl-tRNA--protein transferase activity. Bases 52 to 1653 code for a protein of 533 amino acids. The record is from RefSeq and is a predicted model, not a curated record. Gene Ontology annotation, cellular component: cytoplasm. NCBI's taxonomy places the organism in Eukaryota, Metazoa, Chordata, Actinopteri, Cypriniformes, Cyprinidae. Gene Ontology annotation, biological process: protein arginylation.